Puntigrus tetrazona (Sumatra barb) is the source of this 2125-nucleotide messenger RNA. RefSeq lists its product as uncharacterized. NCBI's taxonomy places the organism in Eukaryota, Metazoa, Chordata, Actinopteri, Cypriniformes, Cyprinidae. The record is from RefSeq and is a predicted model, not a curated record. The transcript has 5 exons. The coding region runs from base 316 to 861 and encodes 181 amino acids.
UUAUAAUUAUUCGCUUUUAUUAAUUAGUGGUAGUAGUAGGAGGAGGCCUAGUAGUGCCGGUUACUAUGCGUGGUUACUAUGGUUUACCUGGAGGUCACCAGCGGCCACAGUGCCCUGCGCGCUCAGUAAUCGGAUCAGACGCGCGGUCGCGCUGUUUACGGUCGUCCACUAAACUUUACACGCACGGUCUUAAGCGAGACACCAAUCCGUUGGAAUGAAACGAUCGGUUUUACAUCACUGGUUGAAACCGGCGCAUUAAGUUUCAUCAAUGGAAUAAGGAAACUUGCACAUCGGUGAGAGCUCGAAUGCCUCAACAUGCCGGACACAAGACUUAUAAAGCCCAAACCGGUUGCAGCGAAGCCUAAGCAUGUGAACAAGAAAGCCAGUACAGCUGAAACCACACCUGCAGUCAGAACCAGAGAUGUCGGUCAGCGCAAAAACAGGGCAUCAAGCUGCCCAGGAUGCACGCGUGACACCGAAUGCAAACCCGCGGCAACGGAGAGAAGCAAUAAAGCGAUAAAGGCGAAACCGGCCGAGACUUCAACGAGGUCAAAAUCUGCGAAAUAUGCACCGAAGGAGCAACUCGUGCCUAAAACAUAUUCGCAUGCGCUUUCUGAAAUCCACAGUCAAAAGGCAUUUACAGUCUUUGCACCAAACCCGAAGAAAAGACAGGAUAUUCAGCAAAAAGCAGAAGCAGAACUGGCAGCUCUGGAGGAUCUACGCUUGAGUCGGGCCAUGGGUUACAUUUCCAUAUCUCCUAGUACUGUGGGUGGGUGCUUAACUCUGGAGGAGGUCAGGGCAAAACAACAACAAGAAAUGCAAAUCAAGAGAAGACAAAAACAGGUUAAAAAUGUGUUUUAGAAAAUUCAUGGGCAAAAAAAUGAUGGUUAGAAUAUUGCCGACAACAGACGAACGUUAUAUUUCUAUCUGGCUUGCUUUUUAAUUUUAAAAGUGCAGCUAAUUUCCAUGGACUUCCUGAUGUGACCUUAUGUUCUAAAUCUAUAUUUAGUAAGUUUUUGUGAAAUGUGUGAUUCUUAGGCUUGUUCUAAAGUCUGGGUCGUGUGAUUAAAUGCGAUUUAAAUAUAGAUACUCCCCAUUAGAUAUAUACUGACAAACAAGUUGUACAUUAAAAUGAAAGAAUCAUUUUCAGAAUAUGAUGACUGUGUUGUUAUCUUCAGUGCACUCAAAUGUUUUGAAAACAGUGGAAAAUUCUUCUUAUUUCUUUUAAAUUGUCCAGUGACAAAUACACAUUAUGUUAUUACAAUUGCAGAGCAUGGUGUAGUAAUUCAGCUUAAUUUGGUCUAUUAUUUCAUGCAAACGGUCCUCCUGCUGAUCUGUUUUUCCUCUGUUUCUUAGCAACAAGGAUUUUUCUCUCUUUGUUUUGUCCUCUGUGUAUAUUCUGGGAGCUGUCUGCUUUGAAGGCUCCAAAAAUAUGAACCAGGGUCCUGUUGCUUGGCAAGAGGAGAGUGACAACAUAAUGAAAGGUAGAUGAUAGGUGAGGGCAAAUAAAUGAAUAAAAUAAAUGAUUAAAUAGGGCAUUGUGGAGCUAAACUCUUCCCAGGCAAAUUAAAGGAAUAGUUCAGAAAUGGAAAAAAAUGCUGAAAAUCUGCUCACCCUCAGGCAUCCUGAUGCAUUUUUUUUCAUCGGUACAAAUAUGGAGAAAUGUAAAAUUACAUUAUUUGCUCACCGGUUGAUCAAUGAAUAUGUGCCGUCAAAAUGAGUUUGAACAGCUGAUGAAUACAUCACAAUUAUACACGUGACUCCAGUUCAUCAGUUAAUGCCUUGUGAAGUGAAAAGCUGCAUGUUUGUAAUAAAUUCAUCAAUAAGGCGUUUAAUCCAUAAUUACACCUCCUCCGAUGAAAGAGGAUUCAUCGGUGAGCAAGUAAUGUAAUGCUGAAUUUCUCCAAAUUUAUAUCCACUGAAGAAACAAAACAAUCUACAUCCGCCUGAGGGUGAGAACAUUUUUGGUUGAACUAUUCCUUUAAUCUAGCGAGUCUUAGUCCGUUCAUCAGUCAUCGGUCGCCACACAAUACAGUUUUUCACCUGUUGUUUUUAGGUCACAUUUAAUAACUUGUGUUUGCACUGCACAUAAUUCAUAAACCUUGACUGUAUUGCUUUAAGGUUC